CCACUAUUGUUGUUUAAUAUCAACAUAAUCAUGACAAAAGUACUUGUUUUGUUGUUCAUAGCCUCGGUUAUUGCUUUAGCAAGUUGUCGAAAUUCACAGCCAUGUCUUACUUCAGUUAUGGAUGAGGGCAUGAAUGAUAAUGAUAGACUAAGAAUUCUGGAACUUCAUAACAAUCUCAGAAAGCGAAUUAGGGAAGGUCGGGAAGUAAAACAUCCCAUUCCUGCACCAGGCGAACUGCUUGAUUUAGAAUAUGACAUGAAUCUUGAAAGGAUUGCCAGAGAAUCAAUAAAACUGGUUACUUGUGACGAAGGCUAUAUUUUAGAAGAUGCAAACUUCGGUGACAUCGGAAUGAACAGAUAUACCCACCAAACCAGCAGUCUAGAUAUGGCUUUGGAAAAAUUCCCCACAAAAAAUACCAAUGGAAAGUGGAGUAAUGCGUUCAGACAUUUUACUAGGGAAAAACAUGACUUUGAGUACAAAAAAAUUAAUCAACCCUUGCCAUACACUCAGGUUAUUUGGGGAAAAACUAGAAGAAUUGGUUGCGCUUACAUAUUUGGAACAAAAGAUGAUCCAGAAACUCCUUAUUCCAAAUAUUAUCUUUGCCAUUAUUAUCCAGGUGGUAACGUAUUCAAUAAAUUUCCCUAUGAAAUUGCUUCAACAAAAGAUUCAAUAAGUAAACCUGAUUAUGAAGAUUUUUUUAUCUUUACUACAUAGAAAGGAAAUAAAAUAGGUAGGUUAUGUAUCAUUUUAUACUACUUAUGUGUGUCUAAAAUAAAAUAUACCAUCAUAACUAAAUAAUUAA
Brassicogethes aeneus is the source of this 802-nucleotide messenger RNA. The record is from the annotation of a GenBank genome assembly. Lineage: Eukaryota; Metazoa; Arthropoda; Insecta; Coleoptera; Nitidulidae.